Molecule: messenger RNA, 537 nt
Organism: Blepharisma stoltei
Lineage: Eukaryota; Ciliophora; Heterotrichea; Heterotrichida; Blepharismidae
Source: the annotation of a GenBank genome assembly
AUGGAUCAAGUCAGAGUAUCAAGCAUCGUUAAAGAUAAUUUAAGGCGGCAGCCCACAUGUUUUCCUUCAAAAGAAAAGAUUCGUAGUUUUUUCGAUCUAUGUGAUAUGUCCUUUCAAAGUCUAACUCUUUUGAGAGACUAUAUGGUCAACGAAUUCAUGAUCGAGAGAGAUAUAAUCACAAUUCUUAACACAGAAUUAGGAUUAGAUCCUAACACUCCUUCUCCUAAACAGGUAGGAAGCUCUAAAAAAUCAUCAGAUAAAGUCAAUUGCUGCCCUAUCUGCAACAAAAUAUUCAAUAGUAAUCAAGGUUUGAGCCAGCACAUGGGAAAAAAGCAUUCUGCAAGCAUAAAGAAUUCACUGUGUGACAUCUGUGGCAAACUUUUUACACACAAGUAUGCUUUGAAGUUUCACUACCAGCAAGUGCAUGAAACUGCAAGGCGGGUAGGUUGUAAGGAAUGCAGCUAUGUAGCUUACAACAAAUAUAAGCUGCAAAGGCAUAUGAAAAGGCAUGCUAUUUGUUCAAAAAAAUUAAUGUAA